AUGACUUCCAUCCCGAAAUUCACAAGCUUCAAGGCCAAGCCAAAAUCUGCCGCGUCUGAACGCAACGAUGUCGAGCGCAAUGGGAAUGCAGAUAUCUCAAGCGACAGACAGCGCUCAAAUUCAGGCAGGCUGGAGGAAGUUGAUGACCGCCCCGACUUGAGCUGUUCGCCUUCCGACCAGGGAUCUGGUGCCAAGCGACGCCACCGGAGUCCAAGAGCAGACAACGUGUACGGCCCAAGGAGACGCGAAGGCCGUGACUCUGACCGCAGGAAGGACGGCAGUGAGCGUCCCCAUAGAAAUAGACAUUCCCGCCGGGAUCGGCGCGAGCAUGAUCGUCGCCAUGACAAGAAUCACACGCCAGAGGAGUGCGAGGAGUCCGACCUGUUCCUGAUCGACCGUAGAGGUGACGCCAAGAAUGUUGAGUACGGCAGUCUCCAUCGCUAUAGCAUUCCACAGCACAGACGGGUAGGCUUCGGCUUUGUGGUAGGACUGCCUGUUGCCAAGAUUGAUCGCGAAGCCAGCACCGACAAGGAAACUGUGUUCAUUGAUGUGAAUCGGAGCUCGGAAAAGCAGCCACGCGCCCUCACUUCCACGGCUGCUAAAGCACAAGAUGCGAAGCUCCGUCUUGUCGUUCCAGCGGGAGUGAACGCCGAUGGUGAGAAGGAUCGUGAUUUCAUCUGCUUGACGGCACCUCGCAAGAGGAAACGGGAUGCCGACGUGGAGGAAGGCACGGCAUCCGAUGCAGCACGCGAUGAGGAAGACGACCUCCGCGUUCGUCAGCAGACGUCCGUCUUGUCGAAGCAGGCCAAGGCCAGCGCGACUGAUCUCGGUGCCUGGCUCGCUCUUGCUGAGCAUCAAGCGAAACUUGUGCGUCCCCGUGGCUCUCGCGAUGGCGCUUCUUUCUCCGCGUCGGAAAGAAGAGCGCUGGCAGAUCUACGCCUGUCGAUUCUCAAUGAGGCAUCGAAGCAUAUUGUCACAGGCAACGCUGGUCGCGAGGCACUGCUUCUGGCCAUCAUGGAAGAGGGCCGUCACAUUUGGGAUGCCGUCAAACUUGAUGCCAAGUGGCACGAGACACUGAAAGAGUGCAGCUCAAGCAUCCUGCUGUGCACCAAGUAUCUUGACUUUGUCCAGCACGAUUCGGUCUCUUUCCGCUACGAGACGUGCAAGGCUGCCUACAUCCGCUGCCUCCAUCUGCUGCGUGACUCCCAAGCUACGAGUAACGCUCAGCAUCGAGAGGAGCUGGGAACUGCUGCAGUCUAUAUCUUCCUUCGCUUCACAACUUUCCUGAGGGAUGCUGGCUUCGAUGAGUUGGCAAUUGCGAGCUGGCAGGCCAUGUUGGAAUACCACUUAUUUAUGCCUGCAGAACUGGUCAGAGCUACGUCGGAAGACAAAAUUGCCUCUUUCGAGGAGUACUGGGACAGCGAGGUGCCUAGAAUUGGCGAAGAGCAUUCGUCGCUUUGGUGCGAGGCACAUGAAAAACACACGUCUGCGGCUCGCGCAUUGCCGACUGGCCAGACGCACAUGACAGACUCCGUGACCUCUGUAAGCCAUCUUGCAGACGAGGAAGCCAGAUUGCUCGGCCGUCUCGUGCUCCCGGCAACCAUGGACGACGACUCGCUCACCGACCCUUUCCGACAUGUCAUGUUCAGCGACAUUCGUGAGAGCCUUGUGGAUCUGAAUGUAUCGAAAGCAUCUCUCAUCAACGCAUUCCUGACCUUUGCACGCCUACCCAACCUCCCAUCACUCGGACACGACCUCGCACACUUGCGAGAUCCUCAUCUUGCUGCCGCUCCUGCUGCUCUUUUGCGAGCCCCAAAGUGUGCCCAUAAGCUUCGCGCGCGGCUUGAAACGAUCUCAAGUCUCUUCGAAGACGGCUUCGACCAAUUUCAGGCUUUGGUGCAAGAAACCCAUGAUGAAGAUCUGCCUCGAUUUGUCGACCGCGUGCUGGAAUCAUUCGCACAUUUGGUGGACGAUGAUGAGCUUCGCGGCGACGACGACCAUGUAUUGGAGUACCAUCUUGCCUUUAAACGUCAUCUCUUUCCGGACGGAGCUCCAAAGCAUGCAAAACGUCUUCUAAAGGGCAAGCCGUCCAGCUUGCGGCUAUACAAUGCCUAUGCUUUGAUCGAAGCUUCUCUCGGCCGUGCCGAGAAGGCUGAUACGGUAUGGAAGACUGCGCUGCGUAUGAGCGACAAUUUCGAUUCGAAAGAUGACAUGAUCCUUCUCUGGCAUAGCAGGCUUGUGGCUACUGUGCGACGCAAGGAUACCAAGAAAGCAUUGUGCGAUCUUCUGUCCACAUCCAACGACAUCGCGACCGCGGAGAGUAAGGCCCAACAUCUGCAGAUGCGGCGGGAGCUUGAAUCCGGUUUUGACCGCGCUAUGCUUUCGGGUCAUUUCCAGCGCGCUGCUCUAUACGGUGAUCUACUGGCGUGGCUCGCCUAUCUUGCUGGAAACAACGGCGUUACGAAAGCCAUCGCCCUCUAUCGACAUUACGAUGUUGUCUUCACCAAGCAAGACAAUGCAGUCGUCACUCGGGAGCUCAUGCACCAAUUCAAGGCGAGCAUGAUGCACUACCACCUUGACUGUCAGAAGCAAUACAGACCAUCGGCCUUGCGCCACGAAUGCGAGUCGAGCCUGGAACUUUUCCCAAGCAACAGUAUACUGCUAGAUUUGCACCAGCGCCUUCAAACACAAGACCGUUUACGGACUACAUUCGAAGACCAAAAGCACAGUAGCACGAAGCCAACAGUGAUUGAGUGGUCCCACAGACUUAACUCAGAGAUCCAUCGGAAUGAGACGUAUGGGACCACGGGCAAUGUCAUACGAGCAACAUUCUCCAAAGCACUUCUCCACAUGGACAGCAAUGUGAGGCAUUCACCUGCACUGUGGCUGACGUGGUUUAAUUGGGAGCUGGGAAGACUGGAGAGCGAAAGCAAGGCAAAGCAGGUCUUUUUAGAUGGCUUGCGGCAUUUACCCUGGUGCAAAUUCUGGAUUAUCUUGGGCAUGCAGCACCUGCGCGACAGCUGCAGUGAUCGUGAGCUGAGGCAGUGGCAUGGGGUGAUGAUCGAGAGAGGGCUGAGAGCAAGAAUUGAGCUGGAAUGAAUGCAUCUAUCGCGAUGAUCACUGGGACCACAUCACACAACUAUACUCUGCAAAGGGUUGACCACAACACGGAUAAAAGCAUGUUGAAGGAGUCCAGAAAUAAGAGCAUCAGCCUGAUCUUUGUCUUCGGAGAGUCCAAAUGCCGGCAUGCCUUCGAUACAUGCCUGGACGGCUGUGGCAUACUUCCCGCCCAUGGAUUGCUCAACGAGGGCCAUUACGCCUUGCUCUGGAUCUAAAAUCUUGUCCCGAGUGCUCUGGGGUCUAUGGCUCCCCUUGGUCUGAGGAUGUCCAUCCUUCUUCGACAGUUCGGACAAGACUUGGCUGAUGGGCUUCCAGCAAGCCAGCUCGAUGAGUAUGAUCCCGAUAGAGUAUAUAUCAUAUGUCUUUCGGAAUCUAUUGCCGCG
Pseudocercospora fijiensis CIRAD86 is the source of this 3503-nucleotide messenger RNA. RefSeq lists its product as uncharacterized. Gene Ontology annotation, cellular component: catalytic step 2 spliceosome. Bases 1 to 3099 code for a protein of 1032 amino acids. Lineage: Eukaryota; Fungi; Ascomycota; Dothideomycetes; Mycosphaerellales; Mycosphaerellaceae. Gene Ontology annotation, biological process: negative regulation of RNA catabolic process; regulatory ncRNA-mediated post-transcriptional gene silencing. The transcript has a single exon. The record is from RefSeq and is a predicted model, not a curated record.